This is a messenger RNA of Marchantia polymorpha subsp. ruderalis, 1251 nucleotides long. NCBI's taxonomy places the organism in Eukaryota, Viridiplantae, Streptophyta, Marchantiopsida, Marchantiales, Marchantiaceae. The record is from the annotation of a GenBank genome assembly.
GCGUAUACCAAACUGAUGGCAUGCCUCAAGGGACUGAACUAGUCGUAGAGCAGCACUCAUAGCAUGUGAUGUUUGUGUGAGAUCUUGACAGGCCUUCCUCCCUCGUUUGUGAGAUUAAAAAGAGACCGGAAGAUCGUUGCAACACUUUGCAGAGGUCAUAAAUAACAUCGGACCUAAGCUUGAACCAUACUACGAGAUUGACCAACCUUACAUUAAUUUGUCUUCGUACAAUCUUUUGAGCAAUCUUUCAUGCAUGGUACUAUUUCUUCAGCUAGAGCUUCUUCGCAGUCAGACCAAAAUAGGUGACAGUACCUGCUGAUUGUAAUGAGUGUAGCCCCGUCUGAUACGAUCAGAGGCUUUAAGAGCACCGAACAUGAAGAUGAUGUUCGUUGGAGGGCUACUUCCACUUUGUAGUAUGGAGGUGGAAACGAGAUUUGACUUCCAUCUAGAACCAGCAUGGCCAGGGCUCAGGGGACCACGCUUUGAACACCCUGCACUGAAUUUCAUAUUGGGCAUUGCAUGCGUCUCACCUCCAGCAGGGCAGUCCAAAACAGAGGGCCCUCGGUGUCCAAUCGCAAGAAGCGAGCAGCAUGCUGCAUCUACUUCAAUUUCAGGCCAGCGGCAAAUUUUACAGAUCACAUACCAGGAAAUUCUGGUUGCUUUCUGUUUACCUCACUGGCUGAUAAUUAUUCAUCGACCAGGAUCCAGCAAGAAUGCUAUUGGAUCGUUUCCCGCGGAGUCUGAACACGCUUGCUCUGCGUAGGUCAGAUUGAAGUCUAGACGACUAAUUGGGUUCUUAAUGGAUCCGUCCCAAAUUGCUUGUUGUAAACUCGUUGUACAGUUGUACUAAAGACGUACUCCUUCACAUCCAUGCAACAAUUUACAUGACAGUGGUGCAUAUUUUCUUACAGAUAUCAAAGGUUCGGAGUUUCACAAUGGAUUUGUCCACCCACGAAUCUAAGAGCAAAGAAAAUAAAUAAAAGGUACCAGGGGCUCCAACUAAAAUAUGCUAACGAUCUGGUGUCACUCAAGAUCCAAAGAAUGAGCACCUUCUAAUGAUUGAGGUGGAUUCGGCGCUAGGUCCUCACAAAGUAAUCUUGUAAACAUCUAGGUCGGAUGCUGCAAUACGUUCAUGAACGGAUUUUGUUAAUAUUAUCAACUACUGUUAUUGAAACAUUCAGAGAGAUGAUACAAUCAGUUAAUUUAGAUUGAUAUUACUAUUGCCCUUGUUUCACAAUAUAAUGAGUAUCC